Colletotrichum paranaense is the source of this 399-nucleotide messenger RNA. RefSeq lists its product as uncharacterized. Bases 1 to 399 code for a protein of 132 amino acids. The record is from RefSeq and is a predicted model, not a curated record. The transcript has 2 exons. Lineage: Eukaryota; Fungi; Ascomycota; Sordariomycetes; Glomerellales; Glomerellaceae.
AUGCGUCGUGAUGGUGUUGCCGCCGCCCGCCGGCGUCGAUCCGUGCAACAACCCUUCCCUUCGCCUAAACUGCGCCGCCCGGUCGAUCUGCUGCCCCAACCAUUCUUCCCCCAGACUCUGAUGGGGAUUUUCAUGAUCGUCCGCGCGGGAAGGGAAGGAAUGUGCGUAAGACGGAAGCGCCAGCUCCAUGCUAGGCUACCUAGCAAAUUGUUUCCCCGCGGAGGCACACUCACCACCACCCCCGAAAUUCCAAUGGGAACUGAGACUCAACCCUCCAAAAGGCUGUCCGACAUGAACCCUGCCACCGGCAAGAUGCCCGGCUGGCCCGCGCUAUCGUACCCGACGCCGGUCGCACCGGCCGAGAAGUUAGAGAGAGCCUCGCCCCCUUUUCCAUCUUGA